GAGAGGGAGACAAAGGAUCUGAAGCAGGCUCUGUGCUGACAGCAGAGAGCCCAAUGUGGGGCUGGAACCCAUGAAUCAUGAGAUCAUGAUGUGAGCCAAAGUCAGUUGCUAAACUAACUGAGACACCCAGGCGCCCCAAGCUAGAUAAAUCUCUAAGCUUUAUUCUAGUAGGACAAGUUUCCCCCCAAUUUUGCUGAAUGUAUGUAAUACUAUCCCUCUGAAGUUUUGCGUAUAAUAUUGUAUACUUAACAGCAUACUGCCCUGCAGAUUUGCCCAAUUUCUAGUAUUAAUUCUAUAUUCACAAAUCCCCGAUCAGUUUUUACUUUACCUUGCUAUUGGAGUCCCACCUCUGCUAUUAACAUUCUUAGCUGUUAAGAUUUUGAAAGUUAGUAAUUGUGAACUGGUCAAAUCAUUCAGAAAGUGGUAUGACUCCUUGGGAGCUAAGAUCCGAAAAGGUGGUUUUUUAUGAGGAGCAACUUUUUCAUGUAAUCCUAUCAACAAUACCAUGAGGCAGAAGCUAUUAACUCCAUUUCAUAAAUGAGAAUCAAAGCCUAAGAAAGUUCAGCAUGGUUUUAUAAUUCAAAUUGUAGAGCUGGGACUUAACCACGUGACUUCUUGAUUUUUAAGUCCAUGCUAUUCCAUUACUCUUUCUGUGUUGAAAAGUUCCUUAUGUUCUGGAAAUUUCUAUUCUCUAAACCACAUGAAAACUGUUCCAUCCUGUGACUGGUUUCCUUCAGGCCCCACUUUCCUUUAUUUAAAAAUAAUUCAUCACAUGAGUAGGAAUUGCCUUAAUCUACUUAUGCUAUUUUUGUUUGCUAGAGAGUUGAUAUCUUAACCCAAUUAAGAUGUGAAACCCCUCUGAGCAUCAGAAUUUCUGAAAUGGACAAGGUUUUUGCUCCAAGGUAUCAUUAGCUCUCUAUAUGGUCAUAUCAUGCAUAUAUACUUAGAUUGCUUGUGUAAAACUGUCCUAAUGUUGGAUUUAUUCUCCCUUCACUCAAAAAAAAAAAAAAUACUGUUUAUCUCAUGGUUAAGUAAAUGAUCUGAUGAAAAUCUGAAUGGCUUCUAGGAAAACUUGACAGUUCUCAUAGUGAGAUUUCUUAAUAUCCAUUUAAUUAUCCUAGGUAAUGCCAUUAUGUUUCUUUGCACAGAACUGCUUAAGAGGUCCCUGGAAGCCAUCAUGACCUGUUAUUAAGUCAUGAUGAGUUGAACUCUUUCAUGCUAACUCUGUUUAAAUACAUGAACUUACAAGUGUUGUCUUUGAAUCUUAGUCAUGCUGAGCUAUGCUUAGAUAGCAAACAGUUUUCAAAUUCUUAGUGGUUUCCAAAGUAAAGGUGCAUUUCUCCUUUAUACAGAGUUGAGUGCAGGUCUGAAAACUUACCUGAAUGACUUGCUCCAAGUAGUGAGUCAGGGAUCUAGGCUAUUUUUACCAUGUGACUCCACUAUAUUGGUGUCUUUUGCUUAUAGACAUGUGGUGGAUACAUGUGAUCCAUUCCCACUGGAUUUAAUCACUAGACUUACGGGUCCACCUCAGCCUAAGAAGGAGGCUUACACAUAGCUGGACUAAAAAUAAUAAUUUUAAGAAUUCCAACCUGAAACCAUAAUUUCUUAGGUUCACCCUUUAUUACCACUCCUUUGAUACCAUAAGCUUUAUGAACUUCAAUUCCCCUAAGUGCUUUAUCAUCAUUACUUAUGGCUUCUUGUGAAAUAGAUUUCAAAUGGCAAAGCAACUAGACUCCAGACAGGUUGAACUUGGGGUCUAGAGAUACUGAAAAUCAAAGAAAAAUAGUAUAUUUUGGAAGAGUUGAUGGAGGGUUCCUGGGUGACUCAGGUAGUUGAGCAUCCAGCUUUGGCUUACUUCAUGAUCUCACGGUUUGUGGGUUCAAGCACUGACAGCUGAGAGCCUGCUCUGUCUCCCUCUAUCUCUGCCCCUCACCCACUCGUGCAUGCAUGCGCUCUCUGUCUCUCUCUCUGUCUAUCUCUCUCUCUCCCCCCACCCACACACAAAUAAAUAAACCUUAAAAUUUUUUUAAUUAAAAAAGUAAGAGUAGAUGGAUUUUUACUUUUAUUCAGAUCAAUUAUGAUGCAUUAUAGAAAAUCAUCUCAUUAACAUAGAAUCCAAUAAGCAGUCCCUUAACUGUCUUUCCCUGGCACCAAUACCUUGAACUUGGGCCACUCCAAGUUCCCAGAAGCUAAAACCCAGCCUUCCUACAGGUCUUGUAAAAAUUUACUCAUCGGUGCAACCUACAGGUAGGACAUGUCUGGUGAAUUGCAAAAGGAGGCAAUGACUCUGAUCCAAGCCUGACCCUACCACAGAUUUCAUCCGUGGUACGCAGGACUAAAGACACUGUACUAUGUGAAGUGGGUCCUGCUGCCUUACUUCCAGAAAGAAGUAGUAUAUCUUCUUAGAAAAGGCAGAAUCUUAGAGUUAAGCCCAUUUUGAUUUAAAUCUCAACUUUGCCACUUAGCUAUCUGACUUUGAUCAAAUUACAUAAUAUUCUGAGCCCGAGUUUUUAUGUGUGUGAAAAAAAGCCACAUAGAUCUCAUAAAAUGUUGUGAGACUUACAGCACCCUUGAUAUAGAAGGUGCUUUGCAAAUGUUAGUUCCCUUUUAAAAUUAAUAACAAAGACCUAGUGAUCUUCAUAAUCAUAUAAGCAGCCAUAACAGAAAUUUUAGUGAUGGGAGUCAUUCAAGAGUGCCUGGUUUAACAUAUUACAUCUAGAUUUGGGGGAGGAAAAGCGAUGCACACAUCUGAAUUUUCUGUGGAUUAUUUGAAAAUGCAUGGUCUCAGGCCUCAUCCCCAGUUUGCUGACUCAGAAGCCCUGGGAAUGGGGCCUGUGCAUGUGUAAUUGAAAACAGGCUUCAUGAAUGAUUCAGAUGCACACCCCUAGUGAAGUACCACUAUAGAGGCUGGCACAGGGCCUGGUAAAUAGGAGGUGCUCAGCAAACAUUUGUGGAACUCUGGGGGUCCAUUUCUUAGCCCAGUUCCACCCUGCUAUAACCAUAAAGCUUCUUUCUGCUCUUCCUGCCUUCCAGUCACUAUGAUAUCAACCAUUGAUUCUCUUACAGGAAUCUGACCCUUCCCAGAGAAAAAGUGGUGUUUCAAAGUAUCCAUCCAGCCAUUUGCAGAAAUGUAGACAAAACAGUAAUACAACCGUCUACUUUUAAAAAUAGCUUCACGACAAUGGAUUUAGCCACUUCAGCAACACUAUAGUGUAAGCUGUGAUAAUAAGCUAAUAUUUGUUGAGCAUCUACAUGGAGUGGACUCUAGGUAAAGUGUGUGUUCUCAUAAUCCCUCUGUGGUAGGUACUGUGAAUAUCCCAAUUUCACAGUGAGGAAAUGGAGGCUCCAAGAGGAUGUGUACCUUGUUCAAGUUCAUACCGAAAAAGUUUUACAGUGACGUUCAAAAACAUUCCUAGGUGACUUCAAAGUCAAAAAGAACUCAGGAGCUCAUUCUGAUGAUUAUGGUGUCCUGGGCCAGAAUUUGUUUAUAGUCUGGCAUUCUAUAUUACUAGCUCACAGAAACUAUUGUGGUAUUAACAUAUUGAUUUGUAGUGCCAAUGUUUUAGGUCACCAUAUACACACCAUUUUCAUGAUAGAAAAAGGUGUCAAUGAAAUGGGGUAGGUCUGAAGACACUAGGGCCACAAUAGUAAAGUGAUUUUCUAGGACCCUGAAGGUGGCAAAAACUUCAGACCUUGAGCAGUGUAUUAAAAUAGCUCAUCUGUUUGCUUACUAUCCACUUCCCUGCCUUCUUUACCAUAUAUUUACUUGGUUAUAUAUGCACAUAAGUAAACAUGCAAGGAAAGAAUAGAUAACCUAGGCUUUAGAAUAUCCAAGAAGGAUGAGCCAGUUACUACUUCCUGUCAUACCACCCUGUGUUAAUUCCCUGCAUAACCGCUAUUAUUGCCUGGAAAGUUUAUGCAAUAAUUAUCUGUUUAUUUAUUUCUUGCCUUUUCUCAUCAGCAUUUUCUCCAUGAGAUCUGGGACUUUGUGUAUCUUGACUAUCAUGAUAAACUGAAUAGGUAAGCACAGUCCAAGGAUAAGGGAGGCAUGAUCAUGUAUCCACAAUAUCAGAUAGGAAAGUAGAGACUGGAGACUGUUAAGGUCAAAAAAAGAGAGAAAUAGGGUGCAUGACUGACAUGCGACUCUUGAUCUUGGGGUUGUGAAUUUGAGCCCCAUGUUGGUUGGAGAGAUUACUUAAAAAAAUCUUUAAAAAAAGAUAAAUAUACCAAAAGACAUAAAGUGAUGCUAGAAGACUUGUGAUCUCUGCACCUAGAGCAGGAAUAUUCUGUUUUAUACUCUCUUUUGCUUAUGUGUGUGCCCAUGUGUCUGUGUGUCAGAGAGAGAGGGAGAGAGGGAUGGAGAGACAGGUCAUAGAUCAGGGGCCAGAAAAUGGGGUAAGAAGGACUUAUAAAUGUGUGUUUGUAGACAGAGAAAAGCAAAAGCCAAACAGUUGGCUCCUUAUACUAUUAUAAAUUUCGAUGUUAUGAGUUAUGAGUGAAUGAAGGAUCAAGCUGAGAAUAAACAGUAACCUAAGCUAGGAGAGUGGUCUGGGAAGGAAGAAAGGAGAGAUUAAGCAGUUCAGAAUAACAGUGCGUGGCCACUGGAUGAUAGGAAAGAGCCAAGGCAGACUUGAGUACCUGCUGAUAGUCAGCCCAUUCUUUGAUGUGGACCACAUGUAGAGUAAUCUUCGUGGAAGAGCAUUAUGACUUAUGUUUUGGUAAAUUGAAUUUAAUGUGCUAUGGCCAGCCCAAAUGUUAAUGUAGGAGUCAAGGAAUAAGUAGGUCUGAAGCUUAGGAGAGAAAUUAAAACUGGAGAUUUAAGUUUGAGAGUCAUCUGGCGCGCCUAGGUGACUCAGUCAGUUAAGCCUCCAACUUCGGCUCAGGUCAUGAUCUCAUGGUUCAUGAGUUCAAGCCCCGUGUUGGGCUCUGUGCUGACAACUCAGAGCCUGGAUCCUGCUUCAGAUUCUGUGUCUCCCUUUCUCCCUGUUCCUCUCCUCCUCACAGUCUGUCUCACUGUCUCUCUCUCAGAAAGAGAGAGAGAGAGAGAGAGAGAGAGAGGAAGGAAGGAAGGAAGGAAGGAAGGAAGGAAGGAAGGAAGGAAGGAAGGAAGGAAGGAAGGAAGGAAGAGUAAGUAAAUAAAUUUGGGAGUCAUCAGCAAAUCUAUACCUUCACUUUUCUCAAAAUCACCAAAUUUACCUGUCUUAUGUAACUCUCAAUGAUUAUUCUUUAGUAUGGAGAUAUGACUGCCCUACUAUCAAUGCAUAUAUUCCCUACUAUAAUAAAUAUUAAGACAGAAAAAUAUUCUACAGUUAUCAGUACAUAUUCAGUGCAGCAUUACGCCAUCACCAGUGGAGUGGAGUAAGGUUAUGAAAUUGCUUAGAUUUAUUCAAUCUAUUUUAGGCAGCCAUGCUUGAGGACGCAACUUAGAACCUGGGAGUUAAUUUUAGACUCCACUUCUGGUCCUCAGGGAAACUCUUACAUCUCGGUAUGCUACAGGCAUCACCAGAAUGUCUUUUUCUAGGCACUAGGAAUUUGUCAUAAUGAUGACUAUCUCCGAGUGACAGGCAAUAAAAAAUACCACUUAAACAGUGGAUCUAGACUGCUUGGUUUGAGUCCUGGAUCCUCAAUUUACUACUCAUGUAACCCAUCUACAACCCAUGUUAGGAGAUAUUAAUAAUACCUGCCUCAGAGAGUUGAUAUGAAGACUAAAUGAAAUUAAUAACAUAUGGUGCUAGAACAAUGCCUGGUGUAGAAAAAAUACUAAGUGUUCAUGUUUUCAAAAAUAUUUUAGAAUUAUCACCAUACUCUACUCAUAGUACUGUUUAAUAAAUUCUGGCCAAAUGGAAGUAUUCAAUAAGCAUUUACUAGACUACUUCUGUAAAACUAAAGGUGGUGUUGGUAGUGUUUUAAGGAAACCCUAAAUCAAGAAAAUAAAAUAAAUACCAAAUAAAGAAAGCCAGUAUUAUCCUGGGUUAGAUUAAUAGCCUUUAAAAUUCCUCAAAUAAAUAAUAUUAUACUACCUAUUUCAUAAUUGUAUAAGUCUUGCUUCAGAUGCUAUCACUGGGUUCUUGUACACUUAUGUCCACAUUAUUUAUACAUUAUCCAUCAAAAUAAAUAGAACAUCAGGGUUAUUACUCUACAUAUAUUACAUUACAUUCUUUACACAGAAAAGAAAUGGGUAUGUGUGUAUCACAUUUACAAAAUGGGUACUUCCUGUGCCAAUUUCUUUUAUAUAAAGAAUGGGGAAACAAACAGCCUUGGGGAAGUUGUUGAAUGACCAACAUGAAGUGAACACUAGCAAAUGAUGUGGACAGAAUAUGACUAUAAAAUUUUAAUUGAAUUUCAAAUAAUGUAAUAGAGAUUUAUUUUGACUGGAAAACUAUGAAGAGAUAACCUCGAAAUCUGAAAUAGGGAUUAUUAUCAUUAUCAUAUUACUUGUAUGAUGACUAGUGGCCAGUAUGUCAUUGGGCACAUAGUAGGUGCCGGGUGUCCUUGAUACAUAUAAUCAUCACAAAACUGCAUCCCUUGUGAAAGUUGUUUGGUAAGUACUAUUACUAUCCUCGUUCUGAAGAUGGGUAACCAAGAAACAGGCAAGAUAGGCAGAAACAAAUCAUUAAUUAUCCGACAUCACAUAGAUAGAAAUUAGGGCAACUAGAACUUGCAGGGCAGAAUGACCCUAGAUCCCGUGCUGAACCAGCACACCAGUAUGGACAAAAUGCCUCACAGUUUAUGAAUCCCUUCUCCUGUAUUUUGUCACAUUUCAUCUUCGCAGUCAGCCUGUGGGGUGAGCAUUAUGUCACAGUGAGUAAGUUGCACAAAGCCAUCCAGUUAAUUGUGACAACGCUCAAAUGGGAAGCCUAGUCCUCUUCCUCACAAUCCAUACCUUUACUUUCCACUGGAGUCUCAUCUCAUAACUUGACAGUUCCUAGGAGUUCAUGCGUUGGUAAAGCACUCUUAGUUCUGGAAGCCACAAUUGUAGAUGCAAAAUGAACAUGAUCAACUAGCAAAUACAAUGUGAAACAGAUGCUGGGUUAUACACUGAUGUGGUGAGCUAUAUCGAAGCAGGUGGAUAGAUACUAUCAGUGGGAGCAUAUUUGUAAACUCAUGAUAGUAAGUAGUUGAUAUUGCACAGUGUUGUGAAUAAACACUGGGUUAAAUCAAAGGGCAAAGGCCCUAGGUCUCCUGGCAUUGGAAAGUUCAACAUCUAAUGACUUCUUCACUAAUAAAUAAUAUCUGACAUAUUUACUUCAGAAACACUGUGAAAAUCAUAUAAAGGGAUGUGUAAUUCCAGACACCUGGCAUUCAUAUGCCAUCAGCAUAUGAUCAGUGCCUAAUAAAUAGUGUGUGUGUUCAGUAAAUGAAUACAUGACUUGUAUGUGGAGCAGCAUAUAACUUUAAAUAUGUAUAUAAUAUAUACAUAAAAAUACACAAAUAAUUGGUAAAACACAUAUAAUUAUACCUCAUUUAUUUGUAUACCUGUCACAGACAUUUUUAUUUCACAGACUCAGUUUUAUGUUUAUAAAAUUGAACCAAUUUAAAUACAGCUUAUGCUUAUGGUUCUUCAGCCCUUCGACUUAAUCUUCUUGAAUUAGGGGAAGAAAUAUUACCUACCAAUUAGGUAUAGACACAAAUACAAAAUUAUGUCACUUUGCCAGAACCAGGUCUGUUUUAAUCUACUGGUCACAUUCAUUCAUUCAGUAUUCCGUUAUUGAAAACCUGCAAUGUGAGAGACCUCGUGCUAGGAGUUUCAGGAGGUCAAAGGUCAAGUGACCGCUUUGUCCCAGUUUGCCUGGGACUUAUGUUACUGCUCCCUCCACAUGUUUUAUAGUCUAACCAGAGGUGUAAAACAUGUAUAUAAAAAUGAUGUAGACUAGAAAUGAUGUGUAUCUUGAGAUGGGUAUGGUUAAAAUCCACUGAGCAUUCAGAAGUUGAAGAGAUAACUACUUCAACUUCGUGAGGCCAGAGAGGAAAAGACAUUUAAACUGGAUCAGAAAGUGUCACCAGAUUGAUUUAUAGAGUCUCUGAAGAAUACACAACCUGAGGUACAAUCUGUAGCAAAGGUAAGAAGAUGGGGACCUGUACAUAGCAGUUCAGCUUUCCUGGAGCUUAAAAAGAGAAGUGUGCACCCCAGUGACCAUUUGGCCCAGGACUGAGGGGUUCUGGGAUAUGGAAUUUUGAGUGGUAAAUCCAGAAAAAUCCUGGGCAAGCCAGGAUGAGUUGCUCAUCCUAUUGUGCGCUCAAGUAUAGUGCUAAUGAUGGGUUCUCAAGGGGUAUUAGUAAGUGAACAUAUUUAGCUGUCACCUAUUUUUAAAAAGUCAGUACUUCGAUAAAGUUUUAUUUUAGUUUAUUUAUUUAUCUAAAUCAUAAUAAAGUGAUUUUUCAACCAGAAAUAAUCACUUGCCUUAUUUUUGGCUAGAUCCAGUUUUUUAGAAGUCUCUCUCUUCGCUACUUUGAAAUGCUGCUCCCCAUGUCCUCAGUCAUCAGGGUCACGUAAAGGCAUAUUGAUGUAGUUUUAGCUUCCUCUGCAAGAGAGGUAGGUUAGCAAAUUAGCUGUUGAAUUCAGCCACAGGGUUUGUAAUUGGAGAACUGAGUUCAGAUCUCCUUACUCAGUUUGACCUUGGGUAAGUCGCUGUCUCUCUGAGCCUCAGGUUCUUCAUCUUUGUGAUUGCAUAUGAGAUAUUAAACCUUAGAAAAUGUUAGGCGGCUAAGUGUCUACUCAAAAGUGCCCAAGCAUUCCCUAAAAUGAAUGCAGGGUUUUUGUCACCCAAAAUGAUGCGCAUACCUAAAAAUACAGUUUAGUAAUGCCUUUUUAAAAAUGUCAUUAAAGGCUCUUUUAAUCUGUAGACUUUCUCUCCAUCCUAUCUCCCCUCCCUCUGCCUCUCCCUCUCAAAAACUGGAAUAUGUACCCAUGUCAAGUUGCUCACACUAUGAAUUUGGCUGAUUGCAUCUCCAUGGUAUAGUUUAAUAUACUUCUCUAUUCUCUGCAUUCCCUGUAAUUUACUCACAUUUGGAAAGGCUCUUUCAAGAGCGGUGUCGUUUUCUUCUGUCAGGUUGUGUGUGUGUGUGUGUGUGUGUGUGUGUGUGUGUGUGUGUGUGUGAUGUUAGCAGCCAUUAAUUCUCAGUAUCUAGUUUAAGGAUUUCUGGCAUGGGUAUGUUCUAUCAUUCCUUCUUCAUUUAUUCACUGGAAUAAUUCUGUAAGAGAAACUCUCAUCUACUCUUUAAUUACUCAGUGUUACCAUCUAUAUAGGAAAAGCAAGAAAAAUGCUAGAUUCCUUCCUUACAUUUACCUCUGCUUUAGCCCUCUUAUAUGCCCAUCUAGAUCCUGAGGAACAUGUGUCCAAUUUUGUAUGCCACCACACAUUGGGGGAAUAAACUAACACAAAUUAAAGGCAAUAAUAAGAAGUAUAUUUUGAAAUACAUACGCAACAAAUGUUUUUGAUGAAUUUUUUUGCACAGAUACUUGGAAAGGUGAUCAUCUAUUCUCUGCGUAUUUUUAAGCUAUAACAUCCCAUAUUAUUACCACCCAAGAAGAUAGUAUUUAAUCCAUUUGUAUUUUUAAAACAUUGUCCGGAUUAACUCGUUUGCCCCUAUGUACUUCUGACUUUAUAUUCUAACACAAAAUUUUGCGGUGUAGUCAUUGGAAAACCUAAAGCCUCACAUGCUAAUGAAAUUCAGGGAACUUUGGAAUUAUGAAUUCCCUUUUUCUUCAAUUCUGUGGAAUGAUCCCAUUAAUAGCAGAAGAUGGAAUCCUUCCAGAGUCUAUGGGCCACGGGCAGCGUGUGAUAAAUGAUUAAAGAAGCUACCUCUGCUUCCUGAAAUAGAAACAAUAGAACAGGGGCACCAGUAAUGAAUAAAGCAAAUGGCCAGGAGAAAUUGCUGAAUGAAUAACUUCAAUGUGAAAUUACUGACUUCACUGGAAUGCUCAUUCUUUACUUUCUGGUGACUGAGAAAAUAUUUUUUAGACUUAUAAUUGUUUCUCUUUUCUUUAAAAGUGAACUACAAAGUAUUGUGAGAAGAAAGCUGCAACAAGCAACGGUAGCUUUAAUAAUUAGGUUUCCUACUUAGCUUUCAAAACCUGUCUCAUGAAGAAGUUUUAUAAGUAGAAAAAGCAAACACUUUCACUGAUGAAUAGGUGAACCAUCCUUGCCUUACUGCAUUCUAAUUCCUUUUAAAGCACAGAAUUUAAGCAUCUGAAUAUCAUUUAACUCUUUCACAGUUGUGCAAUACAGAAUCCUCCAAAGAAAUAGACAGUGCUCACUUUAAGGAUGUGAACUGCAGCGGAAGAACACUUCCUUGGAAGUAGUGAUAGAGGCUCAGAGAAAAGUAGCAUUUUUUAAAGCAUCAAAUAUAUAUUUUUUACCACUGCACCUAAGGAAGAUGGCUUCUGCUUGUUGCCCCCCAGUGAUGCCCAUAACGGUCCUUUGAGAUACCUCCUUGAAAACAUUCUUUCUGUAACGGGAUCAACAUAAUUAAUAUCUGCUACAAGUGGUUUCUAAUUUUCAGGAAGUCCUGGUGAACUUUGUUCGUAUGCAGUGUUCCCAAUUAUGAUACCACUUUCAUGUAGGUCUCUCAGCUUGGCUUCCAUCCAGGCUGUUAGGUGAAAUUAGGCCCAGAAAAUCGGAUUAUUACAUCCCAAGGGAAAGGACUGAUAAGAAGCAGAUGAUUGCUCAUCUCCUUGCUACUUGCUGGUGUUGAGGUGUUACUAGUUGCAAAGCCAAUUUGUUAACAAUUAGUACUCAUUAGAAUCAUUUCCUGUUAUCGAUUCUAAACAUUUGACAAAGCGCUUUUAGGAAAUUGGACCCCAAAAAGUAGCUACACAUAAGUGACGAGCAAUUAAAAAUCUUCAAGAUCCAAUGUAAUUCCAAACCAGAGUCAUCAGUUUCCAAGUAAUUAUUUUUGCUUUGGAACCCACCUGCUAUCCUGUCCAGUUUAAAGAUGUGCUGGAACAAGGACAUACUUCUUAAUUAGCAGAGGUUGUGGGUAAGUCAGAAUAGGAACAAAAGGAAUUUUCUUUUAUUACCCGCUUUAGCUGUUUCUAGUAUAUCUUUAAGGGACAAAAAUUGCCAGCUUGCAAUACAAUAUAUGUAUUUGUGAGAGUGUGAAAUUAAACGCAUUACUUCUAUUAUCUAAACAUCCAAGCUUAGUUCUUAAAAGUCUGUGUUCACCUUUGUACGUUAUGAACUCUAAAUAUAGAAUCAUAAAUGGAGUCAUUGUGCAUUACAUUACAAUUUAAAUAUUGCCAGUGUCAGCUUUCUGAAAUAUUAUAUAUGACUUUAAUAAAAUUAGCAUAAAUACCAUAUGCAUUUGAAUUUUUUUUCUUAGAAAAGGCAUUGUAUUCAUCUGAUUUUUAAAUAUAGACCCACAUGCUUUAUAGUGCUACAAAUUCAUAUUCAAGAGAUAUGCCUUUAUUACCUAAUUAAAAUAUUUAUUAUCUGUACAAGUAUUAUCUCUUAAUACUUGCUUAAAUUUUCUUUACUUAGACUAAGAAAAUAUGCCUUAUUUCCUCUGUGGUAGGUAAUGGUCUUUACACUUUUUUUUUUUUGGUAGGAUCAGAAUUAAAACUGAAUGUUAGCCCCCAUCUUCUGUUCCUUUGCCACAUCACUCCCUAAAUUUUCCUUUGCUUCUGUGUUUAUUUUGUAAAUGCAAAUAAUCGCUCCUCUUCAUCCUCCCCUAGACUUACUAAGUGCUGAAAAUAUUUCUCCUCAUUGUUGCAAAACGUAGAGAUGUGAACUAAGUGUAUUUCUGUUUCUGAAUUUCUUAUUCCCAUAUUGAAACCUUACAUCAACAGAGAAAUUAAGUGUAUGUUCUUUUUUGAAAUGCCCUAUGCUCAUCCCUGUAUCCUUAAUAAACAGAGAUGGUAUUGACACAAGUGAAUUUUGUUUAACCACACUACAUUUGCUUCUUAAUUAGUGAAUAUUCAUCUGUCAUCAGCAGCAGCUAUGACACCCCUCCCUGCUAACAUGUUCUGUCAUAAAUAAUCAAUGAGGCACUAUUAAUAUUCAUGAGCUGGAAUCUGUGUAGUCAUGUGCACUGAUGCAGAGACAGGGGGAGUGUUGCCAUGAACUGACUGGAAACUCUGUGUGUGUAUCCGCGAGUGCGAGAUACUUAGGGAAAGCGAAGAGCAUGCUGCUGCGCACCACCCUGGCUUGUGCUUCCUGCUAACAGCGGUUUGUCUGUGUUUCUGGGCUGAAGUGACUGAUGAAAAACAGUAGUCAAGUCUGGAGGGUGAUUCCCUUUCAGUUCACUUGCCUUUCAGUUCUGGGGAAAUUAGAAGAUUUGCUCUCUGUCUCUGCUUCUUAGAAUGGGCUGCAAUUUGUGCACUUUUCAGAAAAGAGAGGAACACUACAAACUGCUGUAUGAAGUUUCCCAGGUCAAUGGGAAGGAUCUCUCAAAGGCCACCCAUGAAGAGGCAGUGGAAGCUUUUCGAAAUGCCAAGGAACCCAUUGUGGUCCAGGUGCUAAGACGGACGCCUCUCAGUAAACCCGCGUAUGGAACGGCCCCGGAAGUGCAGCUCAUGGACGCCAGCACUCAGACAGACAUCACCUUUGAACACAUCAUGGCUCUGGCCAAACUUAGACCACCUACCCCUCCAGUGCCAGACAUCUGUCCAUUUCUGCUCUCAGACAGCUGCCAUUCUCUUCAUCCGAUGGAGCAUGAAUUUUAUGAGGACAAUGAGUAUCUUUCCAGCUUGCCUGCUGAUGCAGACAGAGCAGAGGACUUUGAAUAUGAGGAGGUCGAGCUGUGUCGUGUUAGCAGUCAAGAGAAGCUGGGCCUGACGGUCUGUUACCGAACGGAUGAUGAAGAAGACACGGGCAUUUAUGUCAGCGAGGUAGAUCCAAAUAGCAUUGCUGCCAAAGAUGGCCGAAUUCGAGAAGGGGAUCGUAUUUUGCAAAUAAAUGGGGAAGACGUCCAGAAUCGAGAAGAGGCAGUGGCAUUGCUGUCGAGCGAGGAGUGUAAGAGAAUCGUGUUGCUCGUCGCAAGGCCGGAGACUCAGCUGGAUGAAGGCUGGCUGGAAGAUGAAAGGAAUGAAUUCUUAGAGGAGUUAAACUUGGAGAUGCUGGAAGAACAGCAUAAUGAAGCAAUGCAGCGCACGGCCAAUGAGGUGGAGCAGCCAAAAAAACAAGAAGAAGAAGAGGGCACAACAGAUACGGCAACGUCCUCCUCUAACAACCACGAGAAAGACAGUGGGGUGGGGCGCACAGAUGAAAGCUUGCGGAACGAUGAGAGCUCAGAGCAGGAGAACGCAGUGGAGGAUCCCAACAGCGCAUCCCUGAAGAGCAGGAGAGAGCUGGGGCAGAGCCAAGACACUCUAGGAAGCGUUGAACUUCAGUGCAAUGAGAGCUUCGCGUCUGGUGAAUACAUAGACUCAGACUGCAUUGGCAACCCAGAUGAGGAGUGUGAAAGAUUCCGACAGCUCUUGGAGCUCAAAUGCAAGAUUCGGAACCAUGGAGAAUAUGACCUGUAUUACUCGAGCAGCACAAUAGAAUGCCAUCAAGGGGAACAAGAGGGAGUGGAGCACGAACUACAGUUGCUUAACGAAGAACUGAGAAACAUUGAACUGGAGUGCCAGAAUAUCAUGCAGGCUCACAGGCUCCAGAAAGUGACAGACCAGUAUGGAGACAUCUGGGCUUUGCACGAUGGAGGAUUCCGGAAUUACAACACCAGCAUAGACAUGCAAAGGGGAAAGCUAGAUGACAUCAUCGAACAUCCAGAAAAGUCAGACAAGGACAGUUCUAGCGCUUACAACACAGCUGAAAGCUGCAGAAGCACUCCACUCACUGUGGACCGUUCCCCUGACAGUUCCCUUCCAAGAAUGAUCAACCUCACCAAUAAGAAAAACCUGAGAAGCACAAUGGCCACCAAUCAGUCUUCUUCCGGGCUGAGCAGUAAAGAGUCGACCUCCCCCAAAGCCAAAAGCACUGAACCAGGUUGCAGCAUUGAAGGCAAGGAGAAGAUUUCAGAGAGCGGCAAGCUUUCUGAUCAGGAGCAAACCAGCAGUGAACACAUCCCUUACCUCUCCCCUUACCACAGCUCCUCCUACAGAUACGCAAAUAUCCCGGCACAUGCCCGCCAUUAUCAAAGCUACAUGCAGUUGAUUCAACAGAAAUCUGCAGUGGAGUAUGCGCAGAGUCAGCUGAGUUUAGUGAGCAUGUGCAAGGAGUCUCAGAAGUGUUCAGAGCCCAAGAUGGAAUGGAAGGUGAAAAUUAGGAGCGACGGGACGCGGUACAUAACAAAGAGACCAGUACGAGACCGGAUUCUGAGGGAACGUGCCUUAAAGAUCAAGGAGGAGCGCAGUGGCAUGACGACGGAUGAUGACACCAUGAGCGAGAUGAAAAUGGGCCGCUACUGGAGCAAAGAGGAAAGAAAGCAACACCUGGUUCGGGCCAAGGAGCAGCGUCGGCGCCGGGAGUUCAUGAUGCGGAGCCGGUUGGAGUGUCUCAAGGAGAGCCCCCAGAGCGGCAGCGAGGGCAGAAAGGAGAUCAACAUCAUUGAACUGAGCCACAAAAAGAUGAUGAAAAAAAGAAACAAGAAAAUUUUGGACAACUGGAUGACAAUCCAAGAACUGAUGACCCACGGGGCCAAGUCUCCUGAUGGCACACGAGUUCAUAAUGCCUUUUUGUCAGUCACCACCGUAUGACCGAAUGAACAGCGAUGCAACUGAUGUUAGGAGGGCGCUACCAGUUUGGGUAGAGUAUGAUUGCCUCGUUCAAUGCGGCAUUUUUAUAUAUAUUUUGCGACUCUUUAUAGUUUAAAGUUUUUGUAAGCAAAAAUACCUGGUAAUUUUUCAUUUGUUUUUCAUAUACUAGUACCUUCUUUUUUGGCUGAGAUCUUUCUUUAACUUGUGAUAUAUUCAUAUUACUCAUUUAUAUAUAUUAAAAAAAACAAACACAAGGAAAGAAAACAAAAAACUUGAACAAAAAUACUGAGGAGCCAAUUAAUUUCCUACUUUAAUGUAUCUAUUGUAAGUUAAGAUCUGGAUUUAUUUCUCUAGUUUACUUAUUUUCUACUUUAAUAACAACUCAAUGCCAAAACAUUUCUAUGCUUGCUUCUUGGCAUAAUACGUAUGAAAUCAAACCUGUUAAUAAAUCAUGUGCCACAUCUUGUCUUACGCAUAAAAACCACCUCUUUUUAACAUCCCGUUGUACAUUAACACAUCAAUGGCCGUUGUCUUUGUCUCAGUAAAGUGUAAGUGGACAAUCUUCCUGUGGUAUGUAGUGACAUUGGUCAUGUAGCUAGAUAAUUGUGGUAAUUGUGACAAUAAAAAAUAAAUUAUUGAUUAUCCUUAAGAAAAGCUAUCAAGGGGUGUUUUAUUUUCAUUGUUCACUGUGGUUACCAGAUUUAAAUUAGUCAUAUAUGUAUACUAUUUAGAAGAGUCCUAAUUGUGGAUUAUAAAAUGUGUACAUUUUCUAUCACUUUCUUUUCCAAUAAAAUUGUCUCGAAAUACUUCCCAUA
Molecule: messenger RNA, 15453 nt
Organism: Acinonyx jubatus (cheetah)
Lineage: Eukaryota; Metazoa; Chordata; Mammalia; Carnivora; Felidae
Gene: PDZRN4
Product: PDZ domain containing ring finger 4
Exons: 8
Coding region: 12302-14638 (778 amino acids)
Biological process (GO): protein ubiquitination
Molecular function (GO): ubiquitin-protein transferase activity; protein binding
Source: RefSeq, a predicted model, not a curated record